Molecule: messenger RNA, 150 nt
Organism: Saprolegnia parasitica CBS 223.65
Lineage: Eukaryota; Oomycota; Saprolegniomycetes; Saprolegniales; Saprolegniaceae
Exons: 1
Source: RefSeq, a predicted model, not a curated record
CCCAAGGUCGACGUCAAGAACAUUCCGUCGACCAAGAUGGACCCGGACUCGAAGAAGGCCAAGCUCCUGAAGCGCAUGCAGAUCAUUGCACGCCCGAGCAAGGGCGGGAAGCGCGCUGUCAAGAUGAGCAUUGAAGGCCGCGGGUUGUAA